This is a messenger RNA of Drosophila yakuba, 563 nucleotides long. RefSeq names its product 39S ribosomal protein L51, mitochondrial (gene mRpL51). The coding region runs from base 1 to 525 and encodes 174 amino acids. Gene Ontology annotation, molecular function: structural constituent of ribosome. The record is from RefSeq and is a predicted model, not a curated record. Gene Ontology annotation, biological process: translation. Lineage: Eukaryota; Metazoa; Arthropoda; Insecta; Diptera; Drosophilidae. The transcript has a single exon. Gene Ontology annotation, cellular component: mitochondrial large ribosomal subunit.
AUGUCCUGGAUGGGAAGUACAAUUCAAAAGCUGGGCAGAGCCACGCUCCUUGCUGUGCGCGGAAAACCCUUGGCUCCGAUGGCAUCAACAAGCUACACCGUCCGCCAAUUAUCCCAUGCCGAGCGACGAGCACGCGGUCCCACUGUGCGGCGUUAUGGAUACGAGGACAAGAUCUUUAAGAGCGGACUACUGCCCCAUGUGGACAACGGACAUAAGCUGCCCAUGCCGGUGUAUCGCCCGAAGAACGCCUGGUCAAAGAAACGUGCCCUGUUUGGCCAGAACGACUACAUCGACAUUCUGGGCAACGAUCGUCUGCAUCCCGUCAAGGUGCUCUACUCCCUGCCAUCCUGGCUGCGCGGCGUCUCCGGUAAUGAGUACCAGGUGCUUCUCCGUAAGCGUAAGCUACUCGAGAAGUCCAAGUAUCCAAUCGCACGGCCCACCAAGUGGCGGGAAAUGGAGAAGCGCAUCCUGUACUUGUACAGGUUCCUCAACCGCAAGACCAAGACGGGGUAUUCACAUCAGUAAAACCAUUAGAAUCAAAUAAAAUAUUUUGUUUAAUCUGA